AGGGAUGGAGAACAGCAGAUGAGAGUGGGGGCAGAAUGUGAGCUGGUAUUGCAAGUAGGGGCAGACUGGGAAUUGGCACCAGGGGCGGAUGAUGGGAUGGAGAUAGAGGUGAGGUUAGGAGAAACAGAACAGUGCGUGGCAGCAGAGGGGCAACAAGGAUGGGCAGGAGGGGUAGAAAAGGGCAUUACAUCGAGGGAGGAGAAAGAAGCUGUAGGACAGGUGGCAGCAGAUGUCCGGCUAAGACAAGACCUGCCAGCUGUCCUGGAGGAGAGGCUUUCAGCAAGGGCCAAGCAAGCCAGGGCAGUCAGGCUGGAGGCCAGGUCUGCGGUGGGCACAGGUGGCGGCGAGGGUUUGGAGACUAGACAAAGAGGGGCCGCAGGUUAUAGAACCCCACCUGAGGCUUGGUGUGGGAUCCCACCAGGCUCAGGUCAGGGGGAUGCCGGGUGCAGCGCCAAACAUAAGGCCAGGAGCCAGCGGAGAGAAGGAUCCGAGGGCAGACGUGGGCUAAAAGCCAGAGCUGGGGGUACUCGGCCAGAGUAUAGUCCAUCUCCCGCAUCUCGUGGAGGCAGCUGCCCCAGGGAAAGGUCUGACCAUAGGGUGGCUAGAUCCUCCAUCAAAGUGGGGUCCCAGCAGGAGAAGAAAGGGGUGCAGAAGAAAGUAGAAGCCAGGAGGACGAAGAAGCAGGUGACUGUGGACAGCUCCAAAGCCAAAACUUCCCUGGAGGCCCUGAAGAUCAGUAUCCAGCAGCUGAGGUGGAAAGAAUUUCCCCUCGGACGCCGGUUACCCUGCGAUAUCUACUGGCACGGAGUCUCCUUUCACGAAAGCGAAAACGUUUCGUCCGGACAAGUCAACAAGUUUCCAGGUAUGACGGAGAUGGUGCGUAAGAUCAACUUCAGCCGAGCUGUGAGAACCAUGCAGGAGCUGUUCCCGGAGGAAUACAACUUUUACCCCCAGUCGUGGAUCCUCCCGGAAGAGUUUCACCUCUUCAGCGCUCAGGUACGUAUGGCUAAAGAAAAGGACCCUCUGUGGAAGCCCACCUUCAUUGUGAAACCUGACGGGGGUUGUCAAGGAGAUGGCAUCUACCUCAUUAAAGACCCCGCGGAAAUCCGCAUGAUGGGAGGCAUGCAGAAUAGACCCGCGAUAGUCCAGGAGUACAUGAGCAGACCCUUGCUGAUAGACAAGCUCAAAUUUGACAUUCGCCUCUACGUCUUGCUGAGGUCUUUAGACCCCCUCGAGAUCUACGUGGCCAAAGAAGGCCUCUCGAGGUUUUGCACGGAGCCGUAUCAAGAACCGACCCAUAAAAACCUCCACAAGGUAUACAUGCACCUUACCAACUACUCGCUGAACGUCCACAGCGGGAACUUCGUCCACUCGGACAGCGCUCACACCGGCAGCAAGAGGACCUUCUCCAGCAUCCUCUAUAGGCUGUCGGCCAAAGGGGCCGACGUCAGGAAAGUGUGGUCGGAUGUCAUCGCGCUCGUGAUUAAGACCGUCAUUGCUCUGACGCCGGAGCUCAAAGUGUAUUACCAGGCUGAUAUACCGCCGGGGAAACCGGGACCCUCAUGCUUCCAGAUUUUAGGGUUUGACAUUCUUCUUCUGAAAAACUUGAAACCUGUGUUACUUGAAGUCAAUGCGAAUCCCAGCAUGAAGAUUGAACACGAACAGGAGCUGCUUCCAGGUGUCUUCGAGAACGUGCCGAGCGCAGUGGACGAGGAAGUGAAGAUCGCUGUGAUCCGGGACGCCCUCCGCCUCGCGGACCCCGGAACGAGGAGGAACAGCCAUAGCCCAUCGCCUCCCUCCGAUACGGCAAAGAAAGAGCUGCUCACAGGAACAACGGAACGAGCGGAGCCGGAGAUUAAUCAAAGCUCGGAAAGCAAUUUACCGUCCCUUUGUCUCAAGCAAGUGUUUCCAAAGUACGCCAAACAUUUCAAUUACCUCCGCCUGGUAGAACGCAUGUCUUCUGUGUUUAUACGGUUCCUUGGAAUCAAGGGCACAAUGAAGUUGGGGGCCACGGGAUUCCGGACGUUCAUAAGGAGCUGUAAGCUCAGCAGCGGCAGCUUCUCCAUGGCGUCGGUUGACAUUUUGUACAUCGAUAUAACGAGGAGGUGGAACAGCGUGUGUCUCGACCAAAGAGAAUCAGGUAUGUGUCUUCAGGCAUUUGUCGAGGCUUUCUUCUACCUGGCUCAAAGACGGUUUAAAGGGCUUCCUCUCCGACAGCAAGUGGAGUCUCUGCUAAACUUGUGCGAAAGCCACCUGGAGUCCGUGGAUGAGAAGAGACCGCCGUGCAGCCGAGGACCCCUGGAACGGAGAACGGCGCUGGGCAGCUGCCGGCACACCGACCUCAGCGUGACAUCAUAUCCUCCCCUCUUUAGUCACACUAGCACUUCCUGUAAACUCACUGAUUACAAGCUGCAACACUCUUGAUAACUAUUUUAUGGGGGGAAAAAAGACCUAAAAUAAACUGGACCCCCCCUCAAACUCUCUAACGGAGUGACGUAGCCGCUAUAAGCUUCCUCCCCCAAAAUAUGUUUAGGGGAGCAUCAUGGGAGAUCUGCACCAUCCUGAGCUUCCGCCAUCAAAUAUGGCUGACUGAGAAUCAUGGGAAAUACAGAGAGCCCAGAUAUUCCUUCCAUAUUCAUCGUUUUUAGAUAUUUCUAUGAUAGUAAGCUGUGUUUGUCACAAUGUACACGGCACGCAUGUCACAAACUUGGAGGAACGGCCACGGAAACAAUAAGCAGCCAAUGGGGGGCUGAAUCUCUCCCCUGCUUAUCUCCUAUUGGCUGCACAGCAUUCCAAUGUAGAACGCGGACACGGAAAUAACCACUCUUUUUCACGCGGACGUUUUUAUUGCUACGAUAGAACUUAUUAAGCGGCGUUUUAUUAACAGAUCCAUGAAGCUUCCGGGAAUACACCGCACCAACGACUGCGUUACUGCACACAAUACCCCUCCGGUUCGGUUUAAAAUCAUUUAAUUCGUACCCGCGGCCGUCUUUCCUUUCUAAUUGCAUGCAAAUAAUAUUUCAAAGCUACAAAAAAAAAAGGAUAUCGCAACUACACAGAAAGCAAACGGGAUUGCCUCGACUUCUGUAACGUGCGAUAAGAGAAUCGUUUGAUUCUUUUUCCUAAUUUUCCUAAUUAACAAAUACAGAGGUGGGACUCCGCACGGACGGCGUAAGAAGUUUAGCGUCACAAUUAACCCCUUAAAGACAAAGCCCGUACAUGUACGGGCUCAAAAUGCAUUGU
Spea bombifrons (plains spadefoot toad) is the source of this 3243-nucleotide messenger RNA. RefSeq names its product tubulin tyrosine ligase like 11 (gene TTLL11). Lineage: Eukaryota; Metazoa; Chordata; Amphibia; Anura; Pelobatidae. Gene Ontology annotation, cellular component: cilium. Bases 19 to 2424 code for a protein of 801 amino acids. The record is from RefSeq and is a predicted model, not a curated record. Gene Ontology annotation, molecular function: tubulin binding; tubulin-glutamic acid ligase activity. The transcript is spliced from 9 exons. Gene Ontology annotation, biological process: microtubule cytoskeleton organization; protein polyglutamylation.